This is a messenger RNA of Babjeviella inositovora NRRL Y-12698, 1503 nucleotides long. RefSeq names its product Hpc2p (gene HPC2). NCBI's taxonomy places the organism in Eukaryota, Fungi, Ascomycota, Pichiomycetes, Serinales. The transcript is spliced from 2 exons. The coding region runs from base 33 to 1094 and encodes 353 amino acids. The record is from RefSeq and is a predicted model, not a curated record.
AAAAUUUUGAAGGAUAUAACCCACAAGACAAGAUGUCAAAGAGAAAGGAGAUGACCAUUUCGGCUCUCAUAUCGGAGGAGUCCCCGGACCACACGCCCCAGUCGGACAUUAGCUCGCAGCUCCAACCAACCAUAAAGCCGGGUUCUCCCAAGCCCGAAGUGAUCUUGAUCCUCGAUGAGGACGAGGAGAAGAAGCCCCAGCCGAUUGCCUUGGCCCCACAGCCAACCCCUUCCCUGAGCCCCGGAGGGCCCAGUAGCCUAUUUGCACCGGAGCUGAAGACGAAGACUCCGAUAUCGAUUCUCAACCCGGUUGAGCCAGAUAAGAAGAAAAAGCGUCCGACUGAUGAAACCACCGACGCCCCUAAGAAGCCGAAAGGGGGACGUCCGUCAAAGAUUGCCCACAUUUUGGCCACGCUUCCAGCCGAGACGCCUGUGCCUCCGAAGGUGGAGGUCCCCAAGCCAUCGUUUGUGAACGUGACAGAGGAAAAGAAGGCCGAUGAACCCGGGAGUCUUCUAGCAUCGUUAAUGUCACCCGGAAGGAAUGUAGCUGCGAAACCCACGGCAGAAGAGACGAAAGAGCCCAUCAUCAUUCUCGACGUGCCGCUAAAUGCCCCUGGACAAGCCCCAGGUACAGCGGAGGUUGUUUUUAACGUCAUGAAGCUUGCGGAGGAGCAGUACGGCUGGAAAAACGUCCAUCCAAACGCCAAGUUUGCGAUGGACAUCUUGGAUGACUUGGACUCUGAGUCUGAGGGAGACAAUGACAGCGACAUGGAGGAAGACCAAACGGAUAUUGCCGAGGCGCCAAAGAGUCCACGGUCCCUUGCGUCCUUGGCGGCCAGUGAAAAACAACGCAAGGCUAUUGCUAGCAACAACCGAAAAGUCGGAAAGUACGACAAGCUCGAUCCGUUCAUCGACGACUCGGAAAUGUUCUGGGAAGAACAGGCUGCCUCUACCAAGGAUGGGUUUUUUGUGUACUGGGGGCCAUUGGUAGACGAGGGACAGCACACGAGAAUUGAAAGGGCCGACGGGACGGUGAAGCGGGGAAGAGGGGGGAAGAGACCUGGCCCAGCCCCGAAAAGCAAGGUGUCGAAAUAGGAAGACUGUCUUUGAAACCCAAGGCUGCGCGAAAGUGAAAACUUGUCUGGAUAAAGCAUAUCAUCCAAGACACAUGGUAAUACACUUUGGAAGAGGUUCUGUUAGAUAUUUAGAUCAACCGGCUAUUAAGGCUAUGGCUUUAUUAAAUCUGGCUGGUCCUGAAGUAGACCUUCACCCUCGUUAACAUGUCUGUCCUUCAGCAUUUUGAACUUUAUAAUCCCUUGCAACAGUAGCCAAGGUGCAUGGAUUUUAUUUUCACCCUGAUAUAUAUGUUCAAACUCCUUCGCGUUGACACCUGUUUUUUUUUUCGUACUUUGAGGAACAAUAUUUACCCACCUUUACGGUGUUAGUUUAACCAGCUUUCAGACUUUGCCGUAUACGGCACACAUCAUUCUAGCUUCAAACCGUU